AUGAAUUCCGCAAACGCCAGGGAUUGCCUCCUGCAUCUGGCUAAAGCUAAGCUCUCGGAGCGAGAAGAUCUAGUCCGGCUCAAUGAUCAGCUAGUGGACAUUAUUGAGAGUGUUCACUUCAUGGAAGCUGAGCAUGCCGCAUUGGAGCACGACCACAACUUGCUCAAAACCGGCGUCCAAUCCGACAGCAGUGGAAUCAACGAGAUCUAUGAAGUUGAAAUUAGAAAUGUUAGAGCCGGUGUCGAGGAUAUCAAUAGAAACCGUCAGCAGCUUCUUCAUGAGCAAUCUACUCUCUCCCAACAGGUCAAGGAGGUCGAGCAACAAUGGAGACACACUGCUCAGUCAGCUUUUGGAGUUCCAAAAGAGGUUGAUGAGGAGUUUGCUAGAAUUUGUCAGAUCAAGUAUGAGAAUUGUAUUACUCUGAAAAGGAUUAAGUACAUGGAGGAGAAGAAUCGAUUGACCAAGCAGAAUAAAGGACGCAUUUUUGAGCAGAUCAAUUUGAUGAGAAUGAGAAAAGAUCAAGCCGUCAGUCUCCAACAAGAAUACCUCCUUCGCAAGAAUGAACUUCUCAACAGCAUCCGCAACCUGGAGGAGGACAACAAGAGAAUCAUCAUGAAUGAACACAAGUAUUUCACUCGCGACCGUACUGCCGAUCGCCACGUCUUCCGUGACCAGCUCCGCCAGGCUAUUAACGAUAUCCGUGCGGACUACGAGUUCAAGCGUCUCAGAAACGAGGAGGAGAUUCGUGUUCGUCUGGAAAGAGAAAUGAACAGAAUCAACUCAAAUCCAACUGUCAGUAUCACUUGGGACAGACUGAAGGAUGAGCUUUCGGUGGUGAAGACCAACUGCGCAUCAUUGCAACAACAAGUUUCCAAUGUGGAGAUCAGAAAUGCCACUCUCACUCAACAAAUCGAACUUCUUCGCUUGGAAAUUUCGGAGAACAAUCAAUCAUUCGAAAUCAGUCUUGAAUCGAAGAUUAAGGAGAUUGAGAAGCUCAGAGAGCAGUGCACAUCUAUCAGUGUCGAGUUGGAGAAGCUCUGUGAUUUGAACAUUGAUCUCGAGAAGGAGAUAGCUGUCUACCGUAGACUUUUGGAUGGAUCAGGAAAUGUGACUACCCACACUGGUAGCCCCAUACCAACGGGACNUACUUUCCCAUACCAACGGGAAUCUCGCUCUGCUAGUAGCAGCCGCGUCUCUGUGAUUGACACUCAUUCCGAAAGAUAUCCUCCAGUCCCACUACCACCGGCACCAACUAUUCCAUUGCCACCAACACCAGUUCCAGCUGUAUCAGUUAUUCCACUCUCACCAGCUCCAAUCCCAACUCCAAUCCCAGCUGCUCGAAACUCGGGACACUAUGAUGGCUAUAGCUCGUCUACAUUGCAGAAACGUCAGGAAUCUUCUGGACAAUUGUAUACAACUCAGACCACUGGAAUCGGAAGUGGAAUCGGAAGCGGAAUUGGAAGCGGCAUCGGCAGCGGUAUCGGAGUUGGAAUUGAACAGAGGAGAACCUAUCCCGCUUAUGACACUCCAUACACCCCAAAUAGAGUCGAGACUCCGAGAAGAGUUGAGGAAACUCGCUACGACACCAGUCACACUAGACCAGCUAGUGAAUACACCAGAGUCUCCCCAUCAUUCCCUCCAAUCCGGCCAAUAUCUGAAACCAUCAAUACCGGCUACGAGGCCUACAAAUCCAGAAGAAGCGGUCCCCAUGAGGCCCGACCAGGUAGCCAUGUUGGCUCCCAAGGUAUCCACGUUGACACCCACGUUUCUCACGUUAGCACCACCGGAGCUCAUCAUGGUACUCAUAGUACCCACACCCACACCCACGGAAACCAGCACUCCGUCAGCAGCAGCGCAAAUGGACACAUUAAAAUUGACCACUACUCUCCACCACGAAGACCUUCUCCAUUCCCAGAAACCACGAAACCAUAUAAUGGAGGAAUCGAGGAGAGCAGCAGUGAGUGGUGUUAA
Caenorhabditis briggsae is the source of this 1971-nucleotide messenger RNA. The transcript is spliced from 7 exons. NCBI's taxonomy places the organism in Eukaryota, Metazoa, Nematoda, Chromadorea, Rhabditida, Rhabditidae. The record is from RefSeq and is a predicted model, not a curated record. The coding region runs from base 1 to 1971 and encodes 656 amino acids.